GUCGACCUCUCUCCAGGAAAGGCUGUUUUCUUUUUUCCCACCGUCCCGCCCCUUUUCCAACCCCACGAGGUGGAAAUGCAGACGAUCUGAGUCUGCAAGAAACUCCCUUUCGUAAAGUUCUAAUUGGUUCAAAAAUAAAUAUAAAAAGAAAAUAACGCCGUCCACCCUUUAAGGAAAAUGAAAACGAUACAGGGAUGUAACGACACUGUUUUGCACUUUAUUGAUCUUUCUCCUUUCUCCUUUCUUCUUCCUUCCUUCCUGAUCUGAGAGUGGUCGACUAGAGUUUUUCUUGCUUUUUUUUUGACUCUUCGUUCGUCAACGAAGCCGCAGCGCUGAGCGCCCUCCUCGUGAAACUCGUGUGCGGGAACACAAAUAUCUCUCUCGUGGCUCUCGCGUGUUGUUGCUAGCUUUUGCUGCUUUUUUCUCGGCUUUCAUGUCGUCCAGGCGUGAUCCUGCGCGCGUUCUCGAGCGGCAGCGACAAGACGUGCUCGCUGUGGUCAGAAACUCCCUUUUUUAAGUUAAACACGUAUAUAUAUACUUAUGUUCCGCAAACGGAAGAAGAAAAAGAUUGAACUCAGAACGUACCAUAGAGCCUUUGCCAGCACACCCCCUCCCCAUCUUGCGCUCUUUGUUGUCCGUUGCGGUCAAACAAUUUGUGGAGCAUCUGUUUCUACUCGGGCUGGUGCAACACACAAGCAGCUCUUUCUUCCGUGCGCAUGUCCACGUUGAGCUUCUCGCAACCAUUCAAAGAGCGUAAUGAGUGAUUGGUAUCACCGCUGCGAGGUGCGUGUUGCCCUCCCCCUCUCUUUUUCUAUUUUUUCCCCUGCUCUUUGCUCUUCUAACACGCCGGUUGCAGUAGGUAAAGCUGUUUGAGUUCACGGUCCAACGAGAGGCACACACACAGUCUCUUCCUCCCUCUCUCUCGGAAAAUAAAUUCUCGUUUCCUUCUCGGUGCUGCGUUAUCGUGGGCGAACAGCUCGACCCAAACCGCGUAAAAAUUCACUCCAACCUGAAGUGGAACCGUAGAUAUAUGUUUUAAAUAGAACUUUUCUUUUCACAUCUUUUCUCUUUACAACAGAUUUACCCGAAUAGCUGUCCAAGAAUGUUCGUCUACCUCAGCAAGCGCAUCGCCAUGCCGAACGGCGUAAAGGUCACGGCGAUCGCCUGGAGCGAGGAGCAGGGUUGGCUGGCCUGCGGAGGUGACAAAGGCCUCCUGAAGGUGCUGAAGGUGGACGGCGGGCCGCAGGGACAAAAGUCGGGCGGUCUCUCCUCCAAUCAGACCCUUGAAGGCCACGAAAACACCGUGGACCUCGUGACGUGGAACCAGCAGUACUGCAAGCUUACCAGCAGCGACGUCAGCGGACGCAUCAUCGUGUGGAUGCUGCACAAAGGGAUGUGGUUCGAGGAGAUGGUGAACAACCGCAACUCCAGUCGCGUCGUUGACCUCAGCUGGAACCCGGUAGGCACGAAGAUUUGCAUUGCGUACGAGGAUGGCGCCGUGAUUGUGGGCGGUGUGGAGGGCAACCGCUACUGGGGCCGCGAGCUGCCCUACGAGCUGGCCAAGGUGUGCUGGAGUGCGGACGGGCUCUUCAUCCUCUUUGGCACCUCGUCGGGCGACGUGUUUGUGCACGACGCCGUCAGCGGUACGCAGCUCAGUCAGGUGAGCGUCCAGUGCGAGGAGGGGGAGACGCAGCACCGAUUGGCCGGCUUGGCGUGGAAUGCGGCGUGGGUGGAGCGACCGGAGCCACUGGCGACGCUCUGCGUGUGCUACGUCUCCGGCAAGAUGCAGUUGAUGGGCAGCAUCGGCGACAAGCAGCCUUACAUCAUGGACAGCGGCAUUCCUGUGCAGUACAUUGCGUGGAACCCGCAGGGCACUGUGCUGGCGGUCGCAGCCGUGACGCCGACGGCCACCCCCGACGCGUCGGUCAUCGUCACGCAGUUCUUCAGCAACGAGGGCAUCCAUCUUCGGACGCUGCGGGUGGCGGGCAAGCAGUGCGGGGGCCUCACCUGGGAGGGCGGCGGUCUGCGCGUCGCCAUCGCCGUGGAUUCCUCUGUGUACUUCGCCAACGUGCGGCUGGACUACAAGUACUGCUACUUCAAACAAACCGUUGUCUUCUCCUUCACCGUGCCGGACAAGGUGGAGGAGAGCGUCAUGUUUUGGAAUGUGAACUCCAACGAGCGGUGGACGAAGAGCAUCCGCGGCCUGCAGUACCUCAACGCGUGCGGCGACGCCUGCGUACUCAUCUGCCGGCCGGACGAGGCGCAGCAGCAGUCGAUGAUUCAGCUGGUGAACAACAUCGGCAGCCCGCUUGAGACGCGCUUCAUUGACUUGGAGCCGUACACGUACGACAUGAACUCGUCGCACAUCGUCUGCUGCGGUGAUGAGAACGUGUACCUCUGGCAGUUUCGCGACCCGUCCGCCGCCGUCGACGCCCUCGACCCGAUUUCGAUGCAGGCGAGCCGGUCGGAGAGCCGCGAGCGCAUCAUCCACGUCGACGACAUCGUCCGCGGCGACACGGAGGCGACGAUGAAGACGCGCGCGGCCCUCACGAACGACCUCAUCUGCGCCGUCUGCCUCAGCGAGGACUACAUGUACGUCUCGCGAGAGUCCGGCACGCUGCACAUCUAUCAACUAGAGCCGCUGCAGCUCGUGGCGAAGUCGAUCCUGCCUUCCCGUGCGCAGUCCAUGUCGGCGAACUGCGACUCAACGCAGCUGGCGGUGAUUGAUCUUGGCGGCAUCAUGAACGUCUAUCGCACCGAGAAGGAGAAGUUUUCGCUCGUGCCACGCAAGGCGGAGGCCAUCGAGGGCAUCGAGCGCAAGGACGUGUGGAACUUCUGCUGGGCCUCGGACGACCCCUUCCGCUUCGCCGUGAUGGAGAAGACGCGAAUGUUUGUGUACGACCACGGCGUGGCGGAGGAGCCGCUGCAGUCGUGCGCAAACCUGUGCAAGUUCAAACACCUGAAAAUCCGCGCCCUGCAGUUCGACGAGCUCCUCUUAGACCCGGAGCGGCCGCGCAAGGACUACGUGGUGGACUUCGAGGUCCAGUUGCUGCGGGACAUGCAGGCGAUACUGCACGAGGGCACCGUGAAGGCCGCCUACGAGUUUGCGGAGCAGCGCAACCAAACGAAGCUGUGGGCCCUGCUGGCGGAGCACGCGCUCUUUCAGCUCGACUUCACCUACGCCGAGGUCGCCUUCAUCCACUGCAAAGACUACCCGGCGAUUCAGUUUGUGAAGCGCAUCCGCGGCCUCGACGACCCGAAGAAGCAGCUGGCCGAGGUCAACGCGUACUACCACCGCUUCGACGAGGCGGAGCGGCUAUACAAGGACGUCGACCGCAAAGACCUCGCGCUCGAUCUGCGCUACCGCCUCGGGGAUUGGUUCGGCGUGGUGCGUCUCGUCCAGGAAGGCGGCGGUGAUGAAGCGCUUCUCUUCCAGGCGUGGGAGAACAUCGGCGACCACUACGCAGACCGGCAGAAGUGGUCCAAGGCAUCGCAGUACUACACGCAGUGCCGCCACUACCGCAAGCUCGCACGCGUCUUCUACAUUAUUGAAGAUUUUGAGAUGCUGACACAGCUCAUCUCGAUGGCGGACCACGACAAGGAGUUGAUGCUCACCCUCGGUCACAUGCUGCUGACGGUCGGGAUGGGGGAGGAGGCCGCGGAGGCGUUUGUGGCCGCCGGCGAGCCGCGCAUGGCCGUCGACGGUUGCGUGCAGGUGAACAUGUGGAACCGCGCGAUCAGCCUGGCGGAGGAGAAUCACCUCGAAGACGUCGGACAGCUACUGGACAAGUAUGCGAAGUACCUCAUCCACCGGGAGCGGCUGACCGAGGCGAUCGAGUUGUACCGCAAAGCCGGCAAGCAUGACGAGGCGGCGACGCUGCUGGCGAAGUUGGGCCGCCGGGCUGCCCUGACGGACCCCCUCAAGGCAAAGAAGUUUUACGUGCUGUCCGCUUUGGAGGUGCAGAAGUACCGCAUGGCCGCCAUCGCACUGAACCGCGACGGGGCGGAGGUGGUGUCGGAGAUGCUCAACAAAGACCGCAGCGCAGUGUCGGAGCGCACGCUCGACGCCGCGUGGCGCGGGGCCGAAGCCUUUCACUUCUUUCUCAUGUGCCAGCAGCAGAUACUGGACAAGAACUUCAAGGUCGCCCUCGUGCUCGCGAUGCGGCUGGUGGAGUACGACGACCUGGUGGCGCCGGUCGACGCCUACAGCCUCAUUGCCCUGACUGCGUACCUCGCCAAGAACUUCGGCCUCUGCAGUAAGGCCUUUGCUCGGCUGGAGAAUGCGGAGCGCAACGACCAGGCGGGCGGCGCCGGCGCUGCCGUGCAGCUGGAGAACUUCUCCUUGGACCUCGACGUGACGCAGCGCACGAUGGCGCACACGAGCGCCGGCACGAUGACCGGCGGCACCGCACCGUCUGCCGGGGGCGGCUCCGUCUUGUCCGGCACGACGACGUCCCUUCAGCUAACGAACCCCGGGAAGGGGGUUACCCGCACAGCAGCGCUCACCUACCCAACGGUGAAUCUAUGUGACCCGCCGCACCGCUUCGCUGAGCUCGCCAUGCGCAUCUUCAUGACGCACCCGCCCGUGGACACGUCGGUGGACUCCAUCCCCUGCCCGACGUGCGGCAGUUUCAAUAAGGAGUGGGCGCAGCAGUGCGUGAAGUGCCAGCAGCCGUUUAGUACCUGCGUGGUGAGCGGCAGCGCCAUCGUGUCAGAGGACGAGGCGUGGCAGUGCUCGGUGUGCCAUCGGAAGGCGGUGGAGUCGUUGAUGGACAAGUAUCGCAACUGUCCUCUGUGCCACACACCAAAGAAGGGUCGCACGCGCCGCGCUCUCUGA
Leptomonas pyrrhocoris is the source of this 4837-nucleotide messenger RNA. RefSeq lists its product as hypothetical. Gene Ontology annotation, molecular function: protein binding. The transcript has a single exon. Gene Ontology annotation, cellular component: axoneme; ciliary basal body. Bases 1103 to 4837 code for a protein of 1244 amino acids. The record is from RefSeq and is a predicted model, not a curated record. Gene Ontology annotation, biological process: intraciliary transport. Lineage: Eukaryota; Euglenozoa; Kinetoplastea; Trypanosomatida; Trypanosomatidae.